AUGUUGAAAGCCACGUCCUUCAGACAGCCAUGUAGGUCUUUUUCAGUUCUGAAAAGUUUGAAAACAGGACAUCAAUCUACUUCGCAUUCUUCAGAACCUGUGAAGAAAUUUAAGGCAAUGUCCAGAGCUCAACAAGCUUAUCUGGACCGUGCCGUUCGCGUUGAUCAAGCAGGUGAACUUGGUGCAAAUUACAUUUAUGCAGGUCAAUAUUUUGUCCUGGCUAACAAGUAUCCACACCUGAAGCCUGUUCUUAGACAUAUGUGGGACCAAGAGAUUCACCACCACAACACUUUCAAUGAUUUGCAAUUGAAACGGCGUGUGCGGCCAAGCUUAUUGACUCCUCUAUGGAAACUAGGCGCCUUUGCAUUGGGUAGUGGGACGUCUCUUAUUUCUCCCGAAGCGGCAAUGGCAUGCACAGAAGCUGUGGAAACAGUGAUAGGUGGGCAUUAUAACGAUCAGCUGCGCUGUUUAAAUAACCAAUACGAGUUAGAGGGGGUUGAUGGAACUAAGGGGCAAAGUAUGGAAUUAAAAUCACUUACAGGGACUAUAAAGCAAUUUAGAGAUGAAGAGCUUGAACAUUUAAACACUGCGGUGGAGUACGAUUCUCACAAAGCAGUUCCUUAUAUGUUGUUAACGGAGGGCAUCAAGACCAUUUGCAGAGCAGCCAUUUGGACAGCUGAAAGGAUAUAA
Messenger RNA from Lachancea fermentati, 690 nucleotides. NCBI's taxonomy places the organism in Eukaryota, Fungi, Ascomycota, Saccharomycetes, Saccharomycetales, Saccharomycetaceae. The record is from the annotation of a GenBank genome assembly.